CGCCAUUCGUCUUCGCACGCCUUCCCCAUCAUAUCUCUUCUGUUACCUACCAGCGCCGAAGAGGAGGAGAAGGAGGACUAGAAGACCACAACUGAACUCUCUCCCUGUCAAGAUGUCUAUUGGUGUGCCGAUUAAAGUCCUGCAUGAGGCUGAGGGCCACAUUGUGACGUGUGAGACAAACACUGGUGAAGUAUAUUGGGGGAAGCUCAUUGAAGCGGAGGACAACAUGAAUUGCCAGAUGUCCAACAUCACAGUCACAUACAGAGAUGGUCGAGUGGCACAGCUAGAGCAGGUAUACAUCCGUGGCAGCAAGAUCCGCUUUCUGAUUUUGCCUGACAUGCUGAAAAAUGCGCCCAUGUUAAAGAGCAUGAAAAAUAAAAACCAGGGCUCAGGAGCUGGCCGAGGAAAAGCUGCUAUUCUGAAGGCUCAAGUGGCUGCAAGAGGAAGAGGACGUGGAAUGGGACGUGGAAACAUCUUCCAGAAACGAAGAUAACUUUUAUGUUGAACAGAACUGUGCUUACAUUUUUUGUUCAGGGUAUCUUGAGUUCAUGGGGGCGGGCACUUGUGUGUAUAUCUUAGAUUUGCUUUGACAUCUUUCUCUCUAGAUCCUAGGAAAUGUUAAACUAAAUAAAUCUGGUUGUUCUGG
Octodon degus (degu) is the source of this 646-nucleotide messenger RNA. Its product is annotated as small nuclear ribonucleoprotein Sm D3. Gene Ontology annotation, biological process: RNA processing; spliceosomal snRNP assembly. Gene Ontology annotation, cellular component: spliceosomal tri-snRNP complex; commitment complex; U12-type spliceosomal complex. The transcript has a single exon. NCBI's taxonomy places the organism in Eukaryota, Metazoa, Chordata, Mammalia, Rodentia, Octodontidae. The coding region runs from base 113 to 493 and encodes 126 amino acids. Gene Ontology annotation, molecular function: RNA binding. The record is from RefSeq and is a predicted model, not a curated record.